This is a messenger RNA of Adineta ricciae, 375 nucleotides long. The record is from the annotation of a GenBank genome assembly. Lineage: Eukaryota; Metazoa; Rotifera; Eurotatoria; Adinetida; Adinetidae.
AUGGAUUUUAGAGCCAAUCCAAAGAUAUAUGUCAAAGAUCUCCUUGCAGAUGCGGGCGUUGUGGGUGAUUAUGGAGAGGCAAGAAUUAUUGUUCGAAAUUCAUCAUCGGGCAUUAUUACGGGAAUUAAGGAUGAAAAUGGAACUUAUACCACUGACGCACAAACGUUAAAUAUAACUCGUGGAUUUGGAGGACAAGUCGUUAUAGUUUUGGCGUGGACAACACAGCUGCUUUCCGUCAAUGUUAUUCCUGCUGAAGAUAAUAUUCAGUUUGAUCCUGAAAUUGGUUACGGUGUGGUGUUCAGUUGUCUUCAUCUCCUAAGAAAUGUUCAAGAUUCUGGAGUUCAAAGUUAUUCUCCGUCGCUCGAAAUGCCAUAA